Dunckerocampus dactyliophorus (ringed pipefish) is the source of this 1117-nucleotide messenger RNA. Its product is annotated as histone H1.0-B. Gene Ontology annotation, biological process: chromosome condensation; negative regulation of DNA recombination; nucleosome assembly. The record is from RefSeq and is a predicted model, not a curated record. The transcript has a single exon. Gene Ontology annotation, molecular function: structural constituent of chromatin; double-stranded DNA binding; nucleosomal DNA binding. Gene Ontology annotation, cellular component: nucleosome; nucleus. The coding region runs from base 214 to 813 and encodes 199 amino acids. Lineage: Eukaryota; Metazoa; Chordata; Actinopteri; Syngnathiformes; Syngnathidae.
UGGAGCGCUUGUGGAAUUACUCAGAAGACACCAACUGUCCUAUAUCGUCACAUUGCGUAGACACGUCAGGUAUUCUUUUUUUUUAAAAAGAAAAAGGUGACAUAUUUUGGACCCCCCACACCUUUAUUUCCGUGUUUCGCUGCUUCUCCGUUGACCCAGCCGAACCAUCACCUUCUUAAGGAGUUUUUUGUGGGUGUGUAAAACUAAGAAGACAUGGCAGAGACAUCGGCAGCGCCGGCCAAAGCCAAGAAAGCGUCCAAGCCCAAGAAGCCCGCCUCUCACCCCAAGUACUCGGACAUGAUUAAGGCGGCCAUCGUCCACGACGCCAGCCGAAGCGGAGCGUCCCGUCAGUCCAUCCAGAAGUUCAUCAGGAAGAACUACAAGGUGGGCGACAACGCUGAUGUUCAGAUUAAAAUGGCCCUCAAGCGGCUGGUGGAGUCCGGGAUGCUGCGCCACACCAAAGGCAUUGGGGCGUCUGGAUCCUUCAGGCUCACCAAACCGGAGGACUCCAAAAAGUCCCCCAGCAAGAAGCCGGCGGCCGUCAAGCCCAAGAAGGUGUCCAAGCCCGCCGCGAAGAUGCCCAGGAAGGUGCCCAAGCCGAAGAGGGUGGUCAAGGCGACAGAGAAACCCAAGAAAGCAGCCGCCAAGAAGAAGGUGGUCAAGAAAACGACCCCGGCUAAAGCCAAGAAGGUGACCGUGAAGAAGCCAAAGCCGGCGAAGGCGACCAAGCCGAAAGCAAAGCCAGUCAAGAAGACACCCAAGUCCAAGGCAAGGUCCCCCAAGAAGGCCGCCAAAGGAGGCAAAAAGAAGUAAAGGGACAUUAUCAGAGACUAUGUAAAUAUUCCUAAAGGACAUGUUUUCGUAUAUGUAUUAUUUUUGUAAAAUUCCAAACUUUAACCAGUAGUCUCUUCUGCUGCACCAUGACAUGUUGAAACGGUAACACAAGUGUACAUGAUCGUGCAUAUAUGUAUAUAUACAUACACGCGUUCAAUUGUGUUGAUCAUUUGUGUGCUUAUUAUUGUAACCAGAUCCCCUCAUUCCAUCCUCUUCAUUGCUCAAACUUUCUUAAAUUAACAUCACUUUGGAAUUCCAUCCAAUAAAACACUAUGAUAAAUGU